AGCAGGUUAAAAGGAUAGAGUGCUAUUUUACAAACCUGUGUAUCUUUGGUGCUUUUACAAUUAUAGAAACGAGAAAAUAAUUAAGAUAUUUUUAUUGCAAUAUAUAUUGUGUUACAGUGUGUUAACUUGAUAUAAUUUUGCGACGUGACUUUAUUAAUUGAUUAUAUCAAAAAUUCGGGACGUUAUUAUUGUAACAUCGUGGAAUAAUAAUUUAUUGCCACAAUGAAUGAUUUUUUGAUAAUAACGUCGGAUUUAUCGACCAUAGUUUAUUCUCUGCUGGCUGUAUUUUUCACAGCGUUAAUUGCAUUAUAUUAUUAUGUCGAAACUUCUAGAGUGGUUCGUCUUUCAAAACGACUUCCACAUCCACCAAGCUUACCAAUAAUAGGUCACGCAUUAAUAACUAUGGGAUUAUCUCCAGAAACUGUGUUAGUUGUAGCUCUUCAACAUCACAAAAGAUAUGGAUCAGUAAUUAGCGUAUAUUUUGGAACAAGAGUGGUAAUCGCUCUGACAGAUCCAAAAGAUAUCGAAAUAAUCUUGGGUAGUUCUGUGCAUCUCGACAAAUCAGUGGAAUAUAGAUAUUUUCGACCAUGGCUUGGAGAUGGUUUAUUGAUCACAACUGGCGAUAAGUGGCUCAGACAUAGGAAAGUAAUAGCGCCCACAUUUCACAUGAGAAUUUUGAAGACAUUUGUACCUGUAUUUUAUGAAAAUAGCAUGGAUCUCGUUAGACAGCUUCGCGAUAAAGUUGGAAAAGAAUUCGAUUGUCACGAUUAUCUAUCAACUGUAACGGUUGACAUUUUAAUGGAAACUGCAAUGGGAGUCAAAAAAAAGCAGAGGACUGGAUAUGAUUACGCUAUGGCCGUGAUGAAAAUGAGCGAUAUCCUACAUCGAAGGCAUUAUGAUUUUCGGCUUCGUUCUGAUAUAACAUUUAAAUUUUCAAAGUUUGCGAAGAAGCAAGAGAAAUUACUCAAUAUUAUUCACAUAUUGACAAAUAAUGUAAUUGAAGAAAAGUCUAGGAGCAUUGAUGAUAUAAAGGAGGAACAAAAAAAUGAUCAAAAGAAGAAACCUAUGGAAAAUGAAAUCAAAAAUAAUGAAAAUGAUAAAAAUAUUACUUAUACAAAACUGCAUUAUGUAAGAGAUGAUCUUGAUGACAUCGAUGAAAACGACAUAGGUGAAAAAAAACGACUCGCCUUUUUAGAAAUGAUGAUUGAUUUAAAAAAGAACGGUGGAAAAAUGACUGAUGAGGAGAUUUGGGAGGAAGUAAACACUAUCAUGUUUGAGGGUCAUGAUACCACGGCAGCUGGCUCGAGUUUCACGCUAUGCAUCUUAGGAAAUCAUCAGGAUAUUCAGAGCCGCGUAUAUGAAGAAUUGUAUACGAUUUUCGGUGAUAGCGAUAGACAAUGUACUUUUCAAGAUACUCUAGAAAUGAAAUAUCUCGAAAGAGUUAUUUUGGAAACUCUGAGACUUUUCCCACCAGUACCGAUAAUAGCCAGAAAACUUAACGAAGAUGUACAGAUAAUUACAGGUAAUUAUAUCCUUCCAAAAAGUGCCACGAUAUUAAUUCCACCAUUCGCAGUACAUCGUUUAGAAGAAUAUUAUCCAAAUCCAACAGUUUUUAAUCCGGAUAAUUUCCUACCGGAAAAAAUGCAACAGAGACAUUAUUAUGCCUUUAUUCCUUUUAGUGCUGGACCAAGAUCAUGCGUGGGGCGAAAAUUUGCUAUGCUGAAAUUAAAGGUCCUUUUAUCGACAAUACUUAGAAAUUACCGUGUCAUUUCUGAUGUGGCAGACAACGAUUUCGUACUGCAAGGCGACAUCAUUCUAAAACGACAUGAUGGAUUCAAGAUCAAGCUCGAGCCGCGUGAACCAAUAUCUCGUACAUAAUUUAGGAAAACAGAAAGAAGUUAACAUUUCUGUCCGCGCAAACGUAAACUAAAUAAAUGUAAACAUGUUAACAUAU
Camponotus floridanus (Florida carpenter ant) is the source of this 1954-nucleotide messenger RNA. RefSeq names its product cytochrome P450 4g15. Gene Ontology annotation, molecular function: iron ion binding; heme binding; oxidoreductase activity, acting on paired donors, with incorporation or reduction of molecular oxygen. Lineage: Eukaryota; Metazoa; Arthropoda; Insecta; Hymenoptera; Formicidae. The record is from RefSeq and is a predicted model, not a curated record. The transcript has 8 exons. Bases 223 to 1878 code for a protein of 551 amino acids.